UCGAUCAACUUCCAUUGUUGAACCACCGUUGAAGGUAGAACAGAACCGCAACUAGCAACCGUAGAAUCUCCAAUGACAUGCAUUUCGAAACCAUUCAAUGCCACCGUUUUCCACAAACAUUCAUCCCCUUUCCCUCAAUUUCCAUCCCGCCUCCAUUCUAAUGCACACUCUUUUUUUCACUCAAACACAUUCCGCUCCACGAAAAGCAUCAAUAUCUCAUCCCACGCCGUUCCUCCUCUCCCCCAAAACCAAAUCAUCAUCGGAUGCGGAAUGACGACGGUGGAUAUCUUAGCUACCGUGGACGGAUAUCCGAAACCGGACGAUAAGAUCCGAACAACCUCCUCUAAGGUGCAAGGAGGCGGAAAUGCCGGUAAUGCUUUAACAUGUGCGGCUCGACUCGGUUUGAAACCCAAGCUUAUUUCCAAGGUUGCUGAUGAUGCUAGAGGAAAGAGCAUAUUGGAGGAACUUGAAGCUGAUGGUGUCGAUACUUCCUUUAUUAUUGUAUCCAAGGGUGGUAGUUCUACAUUUUCAUAUGUACUUGUAGACAGCCAAACAAAAACUCGCACAAGUAUUUACACCCCUGGAGAUCCUCCCUUAAUGCCAGAUGAUUUGUCUCAGUCAAUGUUGUUGUCUGCAUUUGAUGGAGCAAGAUUAGUUUAUUUUGAUGGAAUGUCUAUCGAAACUGCUCUAUUUGUGGGACAAGAGGCAGCUCGCAAUAAUAUUCCUAUUUUAGUUGAGGCAGAAUCGCCAAGGGAAGGGUUGGAUGAGCUAUUGAAGCUUGCUGAUUUUGUUGUAUGUUCAGCAAAGUUUCCACUGGCUUGGACACAGGCACCAUCUAUCCCAAGUGCAUUGGUUUCCAUGCUUAUAAGAUUGCCAAAUGUCAAGUUUGUGAUUGUGACUCUGGGUGAAGAUGGCUGUCUAAUGUUGGAGAGAAGUACAAAUGAGGAUGUCGGCAUAGAAGAAAGGAAUGUAGAGAGCUUCUUAGAACUCUUGUACAAAGAGAAAGAUGAUAGCUUGGCUAUUCCAACCUGCAUAUCAUCGGUGGUGAGAAAGUUCAGAUCAAAUGGAAUAGGCACAGUUUGUGGGAGAUUCUUUAUCGGAACAGCAGAGAAGAUACCAGAUUCUGAGCUUAUUGAUACAACAGGUGCCGGGGAUGCAUUUAUUGGAGCAAUUAUGUAUGCCAUUUGCUCAAACAUGGUACCAGAGAUAAUGUUACCCUUUGCUGCACAAGUAGCAGCUGCCAAGUGUAGAGCUUUGGGAGCUCGAACCGGUCUUCCUCACCGAACAGAUCCAUGCUUAACAUCCUUUUUAUGCUGAGAAGGAAGUUCUGUUGUAGUGCUCAUGUUUACUUCGUGGUUCUUUAUUCAUGUCUUAAAAAAUGUCCUAUAGUUUGUGCAGAAUGUGAGUACAUGAUUUUAAUUUUAAUUUAUCACAGGUAAUAAACUUGUCUUAAAGUGUGUGUACUUUUCUUUUGAUUAAGACAAAAAAAAAUACACUUAAUCUUUUCUUAUAAUAGGGAUAACAGAUAGUGUUUUACAUGCCAAAAAAAACAUAUUUAACUUUAUUUAUUGUUAUAUUUUAAUUAAAUGUACACCAAAGAAUCAUAGUGGGAGGAGCAGAUACAAAAGGGUCUUUGGGAAUGGACUGCAUGUAGUCGAACUGACGCAUGACGUGCUCAGAUAGAUAAGGAGCUGUCAAACGUAACCUGCAAGCCAACCAUCCUGAGUUUAAGACAAUAUCAUCAAAGGAAAUCGUCUCACGGUGAUCGGUGUAAUAGUGGAAGUGUAUAUUCUCAAAUACCAAGCUGUCAAUAU
This is a messenger RNA of Vicia villosa (hairy vetch), 1814 nucleotides long. RefSeq lists its product as uncharacterized. The record is from RefSeq and is a predicted model, not a curated record. Bases 73 to 1317 code for a protein of 414 amino acids. NCBI's taxonomy places the organism in Eukaryota, Viridiplantae, Streptophyta, Magnoliopsida, Fabales, Fabaceae. Gene Ontology annotation, molecular function: kinase activity. The transcript has 11 exons.